GUGAGCCACAUGAGAGCGGGAACCUCAUAGCCCCUUGGAGUGGACAAGUCCCUGCUGCGGAAAAAAGUGGAAUCCACUCACUUUCCCGGACAGAAUGCAGAACCCUAUCUCAAGAUACCAGGGGCCUCUAACGGGUGGAAAUGCCGAGAUGCUCCCCGUGACUUCCUUGUCGGAUUUCAACGUAGCUUCAGCGAACCGAACAAACAACUUGCUCGUUGUUCACUUCUUCAGUUUACCCGGGUCGCCGGAAUGCGCUCAGAUGGAUGAUGUUAUCAGGGAAAUUAUCAGAGAUCACCCGAGAGUCAGGUUCUUCAAGAUCGAUGUCUCGAGCGAGGAAACGAGGCGCAUCGCAGCAAUCUGGAGCAUUCAGAAAGUGCCAGCCUUCAUACUCACUUGGGGGGCUCACUUCGUACAGACAAUCACGGGAGCUGACCCAAGAACAUUGCUGAAUAAGAUCUACAAACUUGAGCAGAGAAUGGAGGCCAUUCGCCUGGGAGAGAGGCCACACGCGGUCCCGAUCGAUUCCUCAGAAUCUGAGGACUCGCUCGAAGCUCGUCUGAAGAAACUCGUAGAAUCAUCGAGAGUGAUGGUUUUCCUCAAGGGGACCCCAGAUUACCCAAAAUGUGGUGGAAGUCGGCAAAUGGUGGAGAUAUUACAGAGGGCCGAUAUCAAAUACAAAUAUUUUGACGUAACCACCGACGAGAAGAUUUUAAAUGGUAUCAAGAGAUUUCUGCCGUCUACAUCGAUGCCUCAGCUCUACCUCUACGGUGAUUACUUGGGCAAUGUGAAAACCAUUCAGGGACUGAUCAAGGCAGGCGAGUUCCACAAAGUAUAUGAGAUUACUACAUCAAUCUAUUUCAUGCUACCGAAAUGGAACAAAGACGACAUGGUUUAGGGCGGAAGCGUGAAGAGGAGCUCUGAAUUUGUGUCAUCAAUUGAGUUCCUUACCCUUCGAAGACAAAUCAUCCGCUUCCUAAAAAUCGACUACAUGCAUAUAAGAGACGCCGCAUAAUGUGGCUCGAGCUAAGCGAAAUUGAAGCAUUUGCGCUGAAAUAAUGAAUGUAUCCAAAGUAUCAAUCUGGUUCACCGAAGUCCAAGAGAUUCCGACAAAUUAUUUAAAUUGUGAUUUGUGAUCUAGCUGCGGAAUCUCCCAAUAGAAUUAAAAUCAUUUCAUGCC
Galendromus occidentalis (western predatory mite) is the source of this 1177-nucleotide messenger RNA. Its product is annotated as glutaredoxin-3. Lineage: Eukaryota; Metazoa; Arthropoda; Arachnida; Mesostigmata; Phytoseiidae. Bases 95 to 895 code for a protein of 266 amino acids. The record is from RefSeq and is a predicted model, not a curated record. The transcript has 5 exons.